This is a messenger RNA of Drosophila virilis, 2376 nucleotides long. RefSeq names its product minichromosome maintenance 7 (gene Mcm7). The record is from RefSeq and is a predicted model, not a curated record. Gene Ontology annotation, molecular function: single-stranded DNA helicase activity; single-stranded DNA binding; ATP hydrolysis activity. Lineage: Eukaryota; Metazoa; Arthropoda; Insecta; Diptera; Drosophilidae. Gene Ontology annotation, cellular component: nucleus; MCM complex. Gene Ontology annotation, biological process: double-strand break repair via break-induced replication; DNA replication; DNA replication initiation.
GUGAAGUUUACACAUUAUUUAAAUAGUUUAAUAUUGUAAAAAGAAAAACAUACACAAAUGGCGCGCCGUGACUAUGUACAGGAUAGAGAAUCGAUCAAAACAUUUUUGGCCGAGUUCUGUAAAUGCGACGAUGAUGGCAAAAAGGAGUUUGUCUAUGGCUCGCAGCUGGUGAAGCUGGCGCAUCGCGAGCAAGUGCUUAUUACCAUCGAUCUGGACGACCUGGCCGAGUUCAAUGAGAGUCUCGCCGAGGCUGUGGUCGAGAAUUGCCGACGCUAUGUGUCCAUUUUCAGCGAUGUGAUCGCCGAGCUGCUGCCCAGCUACAAGCAGCAGGAAGUGCACGCCAAGGAUGCGCUGGACGUGUACAUCGAGCAUCGCCUGAUGAUGGACGCCCGGACGCGCAAUCCCAUGGAGCAGCGCGAUGAGCGCAACGCUUUUCCCACAGAGCUGAUGAAGAGAUUCGAGGUGGGCUUCAAGCCGCUGUCCACGGAGAAGGCGCAUUCCAUACGCGAGGUGAAGGCCCAGCAAAUUGGCAAACUGGUCACCGUGCGCGGCAUUGUCACCCGUUGCACAGAGGUCAAGCCCAUGAUGGUGGUGGCCACCUAUACUUGCGAUCGCUGUGGCGCCGAGACCUAUCAGCCCGUCAACUCGCUCUCCUUCAUACCUGUGCAGGAAUGCCCCUCUGACGAUUGCCGCGUGAACAAGGCUGGCGGUCGUUUAUAUUUGCAGACGCGCGGCUCCAAGUUUGUCAAGUUCCAGGAGCUCAAAAUGCAAGAGCACAGCGAUCAGGUGCCCGUCGGUCACAUACCACGCAGCAUGACGGUGCUCUGCCGCGGCGAGGUCACUCGCAUGGCUCAGCCCGGCGAUCAUGUGCUGAUCUCGGGCGUUUUCCUGCCCAUGGUGCGCACCGGCUUUGCUCAAAUGAUUCAGGGCCUGCUCUCUGAGACGUUCCUGCAGGCGCACCGCAUCAUAUGCAUAAACAAGAAUGAUGAUAUUUCGGACAAAGAGUGUGAGUUGACGCCGGCAGAGUUGGAGGAGCUAGCCCAGGAUGACUUCUACGAGCGCCUGGCCACCAGCUUGGCGCCCGAAAUCUACGGCCACUUGGAUGUGAAGAAGGCGCUUCUGCUGCUGCUCGUGGGCGGCGUUGACAAACGGCCGGAUGGCAUGAAGAUACGUGGCAACAUCAACAUCUGCCUGAUGGGCGAUCCUGGUGUGGCCAAAUCACAACUGCUUGGCUACAUCAGUCGGCUGGCCAUACGCUCGCAAUAUACAACAGGUCGCGGCUCCUCGGGCGUGGGUCUAACGGCGGCCGUAAUGAAGGAUCCACUCACUGGCGAGAUGACACUCGAGGGCGGGGCGUUGGUGCUGGCCGAUCAGGGCGUCUGUUGCAUUGACGAGUUCGACAAAAUGGCGGAUGUUGAUCGCACGGCCAUACACGAGGUGAUGGAGCAGCAGACCAUAUCCAUAGCCAAGGCGGGCAUCAUGACCACGCUGAAUGCGCGCGUCUCCAUUCUGGCUGCUGCCAAUCCCGCCUUUGGUCGCUACAAUCCACGGCGCACCGUGGAGCAAAACAUACAGCUGCCCGCCGCACUAUUGUCCCGUUUCGACUUGCUGUGGCUCAUUCAGGACAAGCCCGAUCGCGACAACGAUCUGCGUCUGGCCAAGCACAUCACCUAUGUGCACAGCCACAGCAAGCAGCCGCCCACGCGGGUCAAGGCGCUGGACAUGAAUCUAAUGCGGCGCUACAUAAAUCUUUGCAAGCGCAAGCAUCCCACCAUUCCGGACGAGCUCACCGACUACAUUGUGGGCGCCUAUGUGGAGCUGAGGCGCGAGGCUCGCAACCAGAAGGACAUGACAUUCACGUCCGCACGUAAUUUACUCGGCAUUCUGCGACUUUCCACAGCGCUGGCUCGCCUGCGUCUCUCCGAUCGCGUUGAGAAGGACGAUGUGGCCGAGGCACUGCGUUUGCUGGAAAUGUCCAAGGAUUCACUCAACCAGAUACACGAACACCAGAAGGGACAUGUGCCAAAUACAUCGGAUCGCAUCUUUGCCAUUGUACGCGAGCUGGCCGGCUCCGGCAAGGCUGUCAAGAUCGCGGACAUCAUGGAUCGCUGCACGACAAAGGGCUUCAAACCCGACCAGGUGGACAAAUGCAUCGACGACUACGAGGAGCUGAAUGUGUGGCAGGUUAACAUGGGUCGCACCAAGAUUACAUUCAUGUAGACCCCCUACCCCAUUCCGAGGGCUAUUUUAUCUAUUUCUAUUUUAGUUGUUAAGCACAUUCUCAAAAUACAUUUCGAUCGACAAGUUCAUGUUUCAACAUAAUUCAUUUAGAGCUUAUAAAUAAAAUCGCAAAUUAGCGCAAAUGAUCUAUUUUAA